Messenger RNA from Lodderomyces elongisporus, 534 nucleotides. RefSeq lists its product as uncharacterized. Lineage: Eukaryota; Fungi; Ascomycota; Pichiomycetes; Serinales; Debaryomycetaceae. The transcript has a single exon. Bases 1 to 534 code for a protein of 177 amino acids. The record is from RefSeq and is a predicted model, not a curated record.
AUGUUGUUCACAUCAUCAUUAUCAUCACCACAGGUACGCAAACUAGAAGACAGUUAUUUCCUUCAGCCCAGUCCAAAACGACAGAGAACAAACUCACCACAACCACAAUUGCUGCAAUUGCAACAACUACCGACUAAUGCUUUUUCACUACUGAUGCAUCAACAAAACCACGGAAUGCAAUCAUUUAGUGAUACAUCUACAAUGCAAAUGAAUAAUAAUGAUCAAACUACUCCUUUCAGGUCUACUACACCCACCAACACUAACAGCAACACCAAUACCAUGCACAGUCAAAUACACGGCACUAUGACACCCAUCACACAAACAAAUUCAAGAGAUCAGAUUGAAAACGACAAGAUGGAGAUAGAAAAUCAUUUGUGUACAAGGGCAGACCAAAUAGUCGAUUCACAAGAAAGUCUAAACUUGGGUUACGAGUGCCCUUGUGGACAUCUACAUGGCGCUGGACAAGGUUCUGAUCACCACGAUGUUAGCGCUGUAGGGUUUGUCGACUUCCCCAUGCUUAGAGGUCCUGACUGA